Molecule: messenger RNA, 330 nt
Organism: Lactuca virosa
Lineage: Eukaryota; Viridiplantae; Streptophyta; Magnoliopsida; Asterales; Asteraceae
Source: the annotation of a GenBank genome assembly
AUGGCGCCAACAAAGGGUGACAAGAAGACGGCCGAGAAGAAGCCAUCGACAGCAGACAAAGAAGCCAUUGAAGGCCGAGAAGAAGCUUUCCUUAAAGAAGGCGUUUCAAGUGCCGGAAUAGAGAAAAAGAAGAAAAAGAGCCAGAAGAGCGUCGAGACAUACAAGAUCUACCUUUUCAAGGUUUUGAAACAAGUUCAUCCUGAUUAUCGGCAUCUCUGGAAAAGCCAUGGGGAUCAUGAAAUAGUUUUAUCAGCGACAUCUUCGAGAAGCUCGCUCAGGAAUCGUCUCGUCUCGCUCGUUACAAUAAAAACCGACAAUCACUUCUCGUGA